UUCAUCACUACAGAAGAAUAUAUCAAAGCAACCACUAAAAGUGAAAACAUUCUCUGCGAAAAAAAAUUCAUUAAAGUGAAGAUUUAAAUUAGAACUUUGAACUUUUUUUUAUUAAUUUCGGAAAUUAUAUAUUGAAUAGAAAAGUUAAACAGUUAUUUUCAUCGAAACCAUAAUGGGUGGAAAGAAAUAUCCCAAGAAAAGCGGAUCCGAAGGAUCGGGAUCAACAGAAAAGUCAACGGCCAGCUCUUCGGGUACUACACCAUCAACUGUAGGGCCUACGGGACGUGCAAAUUUAUUAAAAUUAACUGAGGAAAUGUCCAUAUCUGGUGGCCAAGAACAGCGUUCCAAACCACAAGGUAAAGCACAGCAACAAAAGCCACAACAAGGUGGAUCACAACAGCAGCAACGCACACAACAAAGUGGACCACAACAAGGCGGGUCUCAACAGCAACGUCAACAACAAGGUGGGCCUCAGCAACAAAAGCCACAACAAGGUGGACCACAACAAAGUGGAUCGCAGCAGCAACAAAGGCCACAGCAAGGUGGUCCGCAACAACAGCAACGCUCACAACAAGGUGGACCACAACAAAGUGGAUCACAGCAGCAACAAAGGCCACAGCAAGGUGGACCACAACAGCAGCAACGCUCACAACAAAGUGGAUCGCAGCAACAACAAAGGCCACAGCAGGGUGGGUCACAACAAGGUGGUCAAAGACAACCGCAACAGGCAUGGGGACAGUCAUCACAGCAAGGUGGACCACAACAGCAGCAACGCUCACAACAAGGUGGACCACAACAAAGUGGAUCGCAACAGCAACAAAGGCCACAGCAAGGUGGGCCACAACAAGGUGGUCAUAGACAACCGCAACAGGUAUGGGGACAGUCAUCACAGCAAGGUGGACAAGGACAAAGACCACAGCAACAGUCAUGGGGACAACAAUCGCGCCCACAAGGUGGUGCCCGUCCAAAAGAUGACAAUCGAAGACAACAACCGUCCGGAUCUGGAAUGACACGUACAGAAUCAAUGCAGUCCGUUAGAUCCGAACAAUCGUCGUCAAGUGGUGGCGCCAGAAAACAACAAGAAAAUCGACCAGCACCAAUAACUAUGGACGAUUUAAAGAAGAAAGGGAUAAAUGAAUUAAAGGUCAAGUAUAAAGGACCGGGAAAGCGCGGUCGAUCCCUUGGUGAAAUUGAAACCAAUUAUUUGAAAAUUGUUUUGAAUAAUUUGGUAGAAAAUGCUUAUCACUACGAUGUGAAAAUUGAACCAGAUCGUCCAAAGAAGCUGCUCACAGCGGUUUUCUUACGUUUUACUGAAUUGAAUUAUCCAAAGGAAUGUAUUGCAUUUGAUGGCCAAAAGAAUGCAUACGCAACGAAACCAUUAAAAAUUGGCGAUCUGGAACGUGAGAUAAAAAUUAUCCAUCCAGAAACCGGAAGAGAACGUACAUUUACUGUGGCUAUUCAGGCUGCAAAUGACAGUGAAAUUCCUAUCAGACGUUCAUUGACAUCGUAUCAAAACACUGGACAAGCCCAAGAUCCAAAACGCGCCAUGCAAGCCGUUGAAGUCGUUCUAAAAUCAGCCUUCCAUCAAGCACAUCUUAAAAGCGGAGUGGUCGGAGGUCGAUCAUUUUACUUGCCACCUCCAAAUCGCAUAUAUUUGGGUGAUUUUUAUGAGCUUUGGUUAGGAUUAUUCCAGAGCAUGGUACUCGGCAAGACACCAUUUCUCAAUGUUGAUGUUAAUCACAAGGCAUUUCCGAAGCGUUAUGCAUCAUUGCUCGAUUUGUUAAAAGACAUGGACAAGAACGUUAAUCUGAACCGAGAACUAGAUUACGAUGCUAAAAUGAUGUUGAAACGGCAUCUCAGUGGUUUAGAGUUGUACUACAAUAAGCCGAAUGACAAACCAAUGAUUUUCAAAUUCAUGGAAAUCGUUGAUCCGCCAGCCAAAAAUGUGUUCACAACGGAAGAUGGUCAACAGAAAACCAUUCUACAAUAUUUCCAAGAAACAAAUCGUAGGAUUCAAUUCCCGAAUCUCAAUUGUAUCCGGCUGGGCAGUCAUAUUAAAAGUAUAAAGGUGCCAAUCGAGUUUUGUUCCAUUUCAGACUCUCAGAUGAGCAACAAAAAGUGCACCGAGAAUCAAACUCGAAACCUCAUUCGCGAGGCAGCAACAUCCACUGACAUUCGAAAACAAAAGAUUAUGCAAUUAUUGCAACAAAUUCAGCAUAACCAGUGCCCAACAAUCAAAGGUUUCGGUAUUAAUAUCGAUACAAACUUCACCAAAGUGCCGGCAAGACAGUUGGCAGCUCCCGCUCUUCAAUAUAAAAACAGCGUGAUUAAUCCUAUGAAAGGUGUAUGGCGUGCCGAAAAUGAGACAUUUUUGAUAUCAGAGGGCAAAGUCAUCGAAUGGAGCAUUUUGAACACAAAUUUCCGUACAAGACAAAAUGAAUUACAAGAAUUCGCAGGCAUGUUGUUCAGAAUUAGCCGGUCAACUGGAUUACAAUUGAAUCCACAGCCAAAUGAUAUUCGCAUGUUGUCUGAUCGAGAUCUGCCAAAAAUUAAACAAGAACUUGACCGUAUUGGAAACGAAAAACGCGUCAAUAUUGUGUUCUGUGUGGUACCGGACAAUGGCCCGAUGUACUCCGAAAUUAAGAAGUACGCGGAAAUUGUUUCCAAAAAUGGCGUUCUCACGCAGUGCAUCAAAGGGAAUACCAUUUUUAAAAAGCGAUCCGAUGGAAGCACCAUUUCGAACCUUCUAUUGAAAGUGAAUGCCAAGUUGAAUGGCACCAACUACAAAUUGAAGGAAACACCCAUUUUGAUGGAUAAAAAAUGCUUGCUUAUCGGCGCAGAUGUAACACAUCCCAGUCCCGAUCAAACUCGAAUUCCAAGUGUUGUUGGGGUUGCGGCUUCAUAUGAUUCGAACGCAUAUCGCUACAGAUUCUAUUGGCGCCUUCAAGGUCAACGCAUCGAAAUCAUUAGCGAUUUUAAGGAUAUCAUCAAAGAACAUUUGAAGUUCUAUCAACAGGAAAAUGAUGCACUUCCGGAAAAAAUCUUUUAUUAUAGAGACGGCGUCUCCGAAGGUCAAUUCGAUCAAGUUAUGGCCAUUGAAAGUAGUGCGAUGAAAGAUGCAUGCCGAGAAAUUCAACCAGGCUAUGACAAACAGGUGAAAAUGACAGUUGUUGUUGUACAAAAACGACACCAUACACGAUUCUUCCCAGGCAACACACAAGUUGGAAGAGACGAUAGAAAAAAUAACAACGUUCCCUGUGGAACCAUUGUCGACACCGUCAUAACACGACCCAACGAAAAUCAUUUCUAUCUGGUGUCACAUCAGUCUAUCCAGGGAGUUGCAAAACCCACGAAAUAUUGCAUUCUUCUUGACGAGGCAGACCACAAUAUAGACGAUCUACAAGCACUGACAUACAAUCUUUGCCACUUGUUCACUCGAUGCAACCGUACCGUUUCAUAUCCGGCUCCAACAUAUUAUGCUCAUCUUGCUGCCUACCGCGGUCGUGUUUAUAUUGAAAACGAAAAGUUAAAUAUGAACAACUUACAGUCAGAAUGGAGCAAACGAGCAAUCAAUACAAACAUCAUAAGCGGUCGUCCGAUGUUCUUUGUUUAGACACAACAGACUUUGAAAUUUGACCAAGACUGGCUACAUUCACCGCCUACAUUAACACGAAUUUCGAUCUUUUUUUUUACUUUAUUAUUAUUAUUUUUUUUUUGGGGUUUGAUUAUGUUCGGCUAAAACAUAUAUCAACUGUAUUAGUAUAAAAAAAUAUUUACACUAUUUUCUUUAAUAUAAGGAUCAAUUUAAUUUCAUUGUUGGCAUACAUAAAAUUGCACGAAAUGCAGAAUGCAUGUGUCAAAUGGUAAAAAAAUAAAAUAAAAAAAACAAAUAAAAUAGCAUUACUUGUAACGAAAAAGUUACUCGUAAUCAAAUCACCAAA
Molecule: messenger RNA, 3941 nt
Organism: Contarinia nasturtii (swede midge)
Lineage: Eukaryota; Metazoa; Arthropoda; Insecta; Diptera; Cecidomyiidae
Product: protein argonaute-2
Exons: 10
Coding region: 173-3613 (1146 amino acids)
Molecular function (GO): protein binding; RNA binding
Source: RefSeq, a predicted model, not a curated record